This is a messenger RNA of Salmo salar (Atlantic salmon), 1475 nucleotides long. The record is from RefSeq and is a predicted model, not a curated record. Lineage: Eukaryota; Metazoa; Chordata; Actinopteri; Salmoniformes; Salmonidae.
AGUGUGAUCCAGGUCCGAGGCCCUGUUUUGAUCCAACCCUUUACCCUGUCUGUGUAUUUACCUGUCUACAGGGUCACCUGGUGCCGUCUGAUGAGAUCACAGUGUACUACAGCUGUGAGCCUGCAGGUGAUUACCUGGAUAAUGUGAUCCAAGCCCACACGGACUUCAUCCUGGCAACCACCAAAGCACCACUCAAGACCUACCCCGUCCCCAAGGGCUCAAGCGUCAUCGUGCAGGAGAAAACACAGUUGAAGGGUUCGGACCUGGACCUGACCAUAGUGAAGGGAGCAGCCGCUUCUCGAGCUCCUCUGACUGGACCAGCCUGUGCCUACAUCAACCUCCAACUCAAACUCAACAACAAGGAACAAGAGGGUGUGGCUCUCCUGGAGAAUCCUAAAGGAGAUCUCUGUCUGGACAUGUUUAAGCUGAGACAGAUCUGCUCCAGUCUCUUUGGUCUCAACAACACCAAGCUCUGUGUUUUCAACGGCAAGACUGAGUUGACUGGUAAGUGUGAUCUGCUGUCUCUGAAUGGGAAGACCCUGUCGGUGACAUCAGGCUCCAGUCCCAGUGACUCGUCUCCCAACUCGGACUCUCUGUUGUGCCCCUUCGUCAACCUCCAACUGGUCAACUGUCAGCCUGCUGAGUGUCAGAGUGGAGAUGUGGGGACCCUGCUGCUGGUCAAUCCUGUCGGACACGACUGCCUGACCCACAAUGCUUUGCUGUCUGAGACGGCCAAGUUGUUCGGCCUCCGCGGCCGUAGGCUGAAGCUCUACGUGGACGAUGCGCUCACCCAAGAAAUCCCAGCAGAGUGGUCAGUGAAGAUGCUGGACAGGAAGACUCUGUAUGUUGGAGUUCUGCCCACCACUGCAGAGGCAUAGGACCGGGAACAGCCAGGCUGAAGAAGAGAGAGAGGCUGUGUCCCAAAUGGUAUCCUAUUCCUUGUAUAGUGCACUACUGUUGACAAGGGCCCAAUGGCGCUUUGAGCAAAGCUAGUGCACUACUGUUGACAAGGUCCCAAUGGCGCUCUGAGCAAAACUAGUGCACUAUAGAAGAAUUGGGUGCCAUUUCAGAAACAACCAGAGAGAACGUCUAGCUUCAAACUUCAACGAAAACCCAACAUUUUGAUAUUAAAGUGUUUCUGCUGCUCUGUAUUCCCCCCGUAAACUCUUUCACUGUCCGAUUCAUCCUGUAGUCCAAUCUCCAGUGACUAUCCUAUGGGCUUUAACACGAGUUUAUUAGUUAACCUCAACCUACUCUGUACCAAAUAGUGUUGACGAACCAGCUCUGUUUGCAGACAGUACAGUGGAUUAUUCUGUGGGUAAGAAGUAACAUUCAGUAGUGUCUACCUUCUUUUUUCCCCCCAAGUGUCUGUUGUAAACAAACGUUUCAGAACAACAAUAAAAGAGAAAGUGCUAUUUUUGGUGAAAUAAAUAAAGGAACAAUGGAAUAAAAGUGAAACCACAAUGGAGAAAUUA